AUGGAGACUCUAGAAAACAUCAAUAUGUUUGAUACGUUAGAUGUCACUCCAGAUCGCUAUUUGGACAUAGCUCUACGUACCAAAAUAGAAUUGUCAGACUUAUGUAGCAUGAUAGUACAAGGAUGGCCAGACAUCAAAUCCGAAACACUCCUUAGUGUCAGAGAGUAUUGGGACUCUAGAGAUCUGUUAUCAGUCACAGAUGGCAUAGUCUACAGGGGAUUGAGGAUCGUUAUACCACCAAGUCUACAAACCCACAUUCUGAAACUGAUUCAUGAGUCACAUUUAGGAAUUGUUAAGUGCAAACAGAGGGCAAGAGAGGUCAUGUAUUGGCCCGCCAUGAAUACAGCCAUUGAAGAGGAAGUCAGAAACUGUUCAAAAUGUGCCACGUACCAAAACAAACAGAGUCGUGAACCACUUCACCCAACAAAUACGCCUAAGAUUCCUUAUGGGGAAGUUGGAUGUGAUUUGUUUGACUUUGAACAGAAGAAGUACCUUGUGAUAGUGGACUAUCAUUCUAGAUACUUUGACGCGAUUGAUUUGAAAUCCACAACAACAUCAGCAGUCGUCAAUGCUAUGAAAGCCACAUUUAGUUGUUAUGGGAUUCCAAUGAAAUUGCGAUCAGACAAAGGGCCUCCAUUUAAUUCACGAGAAUUCCAUUUGUUUUGCAACCAAUAUGGAAUACAACACACCACAUCAAGUCCGCAUUUCCAAAGUUCUACUGGAGAAGCAGAUAAAUAUCUCAGCUUGUUGAACUAUGACACAACACAGCUGGAGUCAGUCAACCUAUCACCAGCACAACUCUUAAUGGGCCGUAGACCACGGAACAACUUACCAACCCGCACAGAGCUGCUUAAGUCCAGAAACGCAGGACCAAAUCUAAGUCAACAAAUGAAAGAUAUCAAGGAGAAGCAGAAGUUCUAUUAUGAUAGGAGACAUGUAAAAGAGUUACCGUGCUUAGAUAUUGGUGAUCCAGUAAGAGUUGCACCCCCUGAAAACUCAAACACCAAGGAGUGGAAACCAGCAACAGUUGUUGAGCAACACAAACAGCCGAGAUCCUACGUCGUUGAGUUUAACAACAAUCAAAGGCUCCGACGCAACAGAAAACAUCUUAGACGAACAAAUCCGGAUGCAAACCGUGUGCCAGAAAUGGAACCAGAACCGGAUACAGAAAGUGAUUCCGAGAUCGAUACGCACGAAGCACCAAACACAAUGAACAUUCUUCGAAAGGUGUCAUACUCGCGAACUCACCUAAACCCGUUGUUACUUCAUCUGGUCGUGUUGUGA
This is a messenger RNA of Saccostrea cuccullata (small rock oyster), 1284 nucleotides long. RefSeq lists its product as uncharacterized. The record is from RefSeq and is a predicted model, not a curated record. Lineage: Eukaryota; Metazoa; Mollusca; Bivalvia; Ostreida; Ostreidae. Gene Ontology annotation, molecular function: nucleic acid binding. The transcript has a single exon. The coding region runs from base 1 to 1284 and encodes 427 amino acids. Gene Ontology annotation, biological process: DNA integration.